This is a messenger RNA of Telopea speciosissima, 534 nucleotides long. RefSeq names its product 7-deoxyloganetin glucosyltransferase-like. Bases 1 to 534 code for a protein of 177 amino acids. The transcript has a single exon. The record is from RefSeq and is a predicted model, not a curated record. Gene Ontology annotation, molecular function: UDP-glycosyltransferase activity. Lineage: Eukaryota; Viridiplantae; Streptophyta; Magnoliopsida; Proteales; Proteaceae.
AUGCCACAACAGCUGAACGAGUUUGCUUGGGGACUAGCCGAUAGCAGAUACCACUUCUUAUGGGUCAUUAGACCCAAUAUUGUGAAUGGUGGUUCAGAGAUCAUUUCAGGAGAAUUCAUGGAAGAGAUUAAAGAUAGAGGUUUGCUUUCAGGUUGGUGCCUACAAAAACAAGUUAUUCGUCAUCCUUCGAUUGGUGGUUUCUUGACACAUUGUGGAUGGAAUUCUACUCUGGAGAGUAUACGCGAAGGGGUGCCCAUGAUUAGCUGGCCUUUCUUUGCAGAGCAACAGACGAAUUGCCUGUAUGCGUGCACCAAGUGGGGGAUAGGCAUGGAGAUCGAUAGUGAUGUAAAGAGAGAGGAAGUGGAGGGGCUUGUGAGGGAGUUGAUGGGAGGGGAGAAGCGUAAGAGGGAGCAGCAGCGGAAGGGAUCUCCGAGGGCUACUCUGGCAAUAGUAGGGGACUCCGGCAGCAAGAGGAAGGAGAGAGAGGAUAGAGAAAUUAACCAGCAGGUUAGGGCUACAAACAAAUGGGGGUAA